AACACACUUUGAACCUUUUUCUUUUUUGGAUCUACAACAGCAAUGUCUAGUGAAGUAGAGACAAUAGUGCACACAAACAAAACAGAUGAAGUAGAUUCCCUUAGAUUUACGACACGUGCAGGAGGUGCCUACAUUCCUCCUCAUCGCAUGCGUCAAAUGCAACAAUCAAUAAAAGAUACUAGCAGUGAAGCUUAUCAACGCAUUACCUGGGAAGCUUUGAAGAAGUCGAUCAAUGGCCUGAUCAAUAAAGUGAAUACAUCCAACAUAAAGAUGAUUAUACCAGAACUCUUUGCUGAAAACCUUGUUCGUGGACGAGGAUUGUACUGCAGAAGUAUAAUGAAAGCACAAACAGCAAGUUUACCAUUCACACCUGUCUAUGCUGCAGUAACAGCAGUUGUAAAUACGAAAUUACCAGCUGUAGGAGCAUUGCUCUUGUCUCGCUUAGUUGUUCAAUUUAGAAGAGCAUUCAGACGUAAUGACAAGACUUCUUGUUUGGCAACAACCACUUUUAUUGCUCACUUGACAAAUCAGUUGGUUGCUCAUGAAAUCUUGGCACUUCAGAUCCUGGCACUUUUGCUCGAACGACCUACAGAUGAUUCAGUAGAGAUUGCAGUCGGCUUUAUGAGAGAAGUGGGUGCACAUUUAGCCAACGUGUCUCCCAAGGCCAACAAUGCCAUUUAUGAAAGAUUCAGAGCUGUUUUACACGAAGGCGAAAUAGAUAAACGUAUUCAAUACAUGAUUGAAGUGUUAUUCCAAGUUCGAAAGGAUAAAUACAAAGACAACCCACCAAUCAUUAAAGAGCUUGAUUUAGUGGAAGAAGAGGAUCAGAUUACCCAUAAUAUCAGUUUAGAUGAUGAAGAUCUUGACCCUGAAGAUAUGUUGAAUAUAUUCAAAUUUGAUCCUGAUUAUACUGAAAACGAAGAAAAAUACAGUGCGAUCAAGGCUGAAAUUUUGGGUGAUGACGAGUCUGAAGAUGAAAGUGGAACAUCUGGAAGUGAUGAAAGUGAAGAAGAGUCAGAAGAAGACGAAGAGACAAUGGAAAUUGUAGAUAAAACAAACGCAGAUUUGAUUGAAUUACGUCGAAAGAUAUAUUUAACAGUAAUGUCCAGUGUCAAUUUUGAAGAAGCUUGCCACAAGUUGAUGAAGCUACAUGUGCCAGAAGGACAUGAGAUUGAGCUUUGUAACAUGAUAAUUGAAUGUUGCUCUCAAGAGCGUACAUAUCUUAAAUACUAUGGUUUAAUGGCAGAACGCUUCUGUAAGCUCAACCGUAUUUGGGUAGACAACUUUGUUCAAUGCUUUGAAGAAGUGUAUAAUACAAUUCACCGUUACGAAACAAACAGACUUCGCAACAUUGCUAAACUCUUUGCACACUUAUUCAACACGGAUGCACUACCAUGGACAGCAUUCCAGAUUAUUAAACUAAAUGAAGAAGACACUACAUCUGCUUCUCGUAUUUUUGUAAAGAUUCUCUUUCAAGAAAUUAACGAGUUUAUUGGGCUUAAAGUUCUCAAGGAACGUAUGCUUGAUCCCUUCAUGCAAGAGCCAUUUUCUGGCAUGUUCCCCAAGGAUAAUCCGAAGAACACUCGUUUUGCUAUCAAUUACUGGACAAGUAUUGGUCUUGGUGCAUUGACUGAAGAUUUGCGCGAAUGGUUGAGAAAUGCACCCAAGCAGAUCAUGAAGCGAAGAGACAGCAGUGACAGUAGCUCAGGAAGCGAUAGCAGUGACAGCAGUGACAGCAGUAGCAGUGGUAGCGAUAGUGAUGAUAGUGGCUCCAGCAGUGAUAGUAGCAGUGACAGUGAAAGUGAUAGCGACAGCUACUCUAGUUCUCAUUCUCGCUCUCGUUCUCGUACUCCUCCUCGUACCCGAUAUCGCUCUCGCUCUCGUACGCCUUCUCGAUCCCGUACACCUUCACGUUCGCGUCCUCGCUAUCGUUCGCGUACACCUCGUUCCGCUUACCGCUCUCGUUCUCGUUCUCGCACGCCCCCUCGACGACACUAUCGUUCUCGCUCUCGUACGCCCCCUCGAUCUCGUUAUCGUUCGCGCUCUUCUUCAUUUUCCCGUUCCCGAUCUAGCUCAAGACGUCCUUCUAAAAGAUCAAGACGCUAAAAUAAAACUCACAGCCUGUGUUUUUUUUUUUUUUUAAAAAAAAA
This is a messenger RNA of Rhizopus microsporus ATCC 52813, 2150 nucleotides long. Its product is annotated as MIF4G-domain-containing protein. NCBI's taxonomy places the organism in Eukaryota, Fungi, Mucoromycota, Mucoromycetes, Mucorales, Rhizopodaceae. The record is from RefSeq and is a predicted model, not a curated record. Gene Ontology annotation, molecular function: RNA binding; protein binding. The transcript has 4 exons. Gene Ontology annotation, cellular component: catalytic step 2 spliceosome. The coding region runs from base 43 to 2106 and encodes 687 amino acids. Gene Ontology annotation, biological process: mRNA splicing, via spliceosome.